AUGCAGGCAGCCUUUGUCCUCUGGUCGUGGUGGGGGGGCCCUCUCCGGCAAGAAGCGCCACUCGCAGGAUCCCUCAAAGAGCCUAAAUCGGUGAGCCGCUGUUCCAGUAGGGUAAAAAUAGAGAGGCACGAGGGAUCGCGGAACAGCGAGCCGGGAACCGCAGCGUGGAAGCCAGUCUGUAGGCGAUCGAGGAGAAAGCAGCACAUCUCGUACAUGUACGUGUACAUCGACGAGUUCUUGCCGCUCGAGUCCUGUCGAGUUGCUCUUCGCUUUGUCUCCCUUGCGUGGCCUGGGCUGGCCCGCAUGGCUAAUGCCCGCCCGCCCGAGCACCCUGCCCGACGGCUCGUUAGCUGCUCGGAGAGAACGUGGGAGCACAGGCCUUUUUGCCGGACUCAGGCGGCCAGGGUAGCUGGUCGAUGCACAAGGAUUGGCGAUUCCGAUGCACGAGAACGAACCGGCUCGAGCGCGUGGCCCGCUGCCAGCUACCCAGCGGGGUGGGGGCAGCAGGCCAACGAGCAGCCGAAGGACGAGACAGCCUUCGGGGGUAAGAAGGGCCUGAGCAUCGCGAGGGCUGCAAGGGAGGGAGGCGGCUAG
This is a messenger RNA of Trichoderma citrinoviride, 594 nucleotides long. RefSeq lists its product as hypothetical. The coding region runs from base 1 to 594 and encodes 197 amino acids. The record is from RefSeq and is a predicted model, not a curated record. Lineage: Eukaryota; Fungi; Ascomycota; Sordariomycetes; Hypocreales; Hypocreaceae. The transcript has 4 exons.